This is a messenger RNA of Symbiodinium natans, 342 nucleotides long. Lineage: Eukaryota; Dinophyceae; Suessiales; Symbiodiniaceae. The record is from the annotation of a GenBank genome assembly.
AUGAGUCUUGGCAGGCUUUUGAUUCACUUACAGCUGCUGCUCGGCAUACAGGCAUCAGCGUUUCUCACAUCUCUCAAGUCUGUAGGGGGCUGCGCAGGCAUGCUGGCCCUUGGGAGUUCAAAUUUGCGCCGCAACAACCAGUUCUGGGAGAAGAGUGGCGACCCGUUGUUCUGGAAGGGGCCCGUGUCACCGUGCUCAGAUCUAACAGUAUGGUUCGAACGGGCCAAAAGCAAUUCGGCUCCUGUUAGCAUGCCACCAUUCUUGGAAGCCGACUGCUUGCACGGAAAAGGUUCAACCCAUGUGUACAUGGGUAAGAGGAAGAAGUCUUUCCUUCGAAGGUGA